UAUUGUAACUUAGUUUUGUCUGAUUUAAAGGGAACUAAGAUUUUUGAAGUUGAAACUAGAUUUAGUUUUUGCAGUGUAGUUCCAUGUCUCCUCUCUGGUCCUCCAGGCAGAGGAACUGGUUUCAUCAAAUCGUCCCGUCUUGUUCAUUUGAUGAAACCAGUUCGCCUCCCAGUUCCUCCAGUACAUCCCAGAGCCGUGGAUGGAGGGAAACUCGGACCUGCUGGGAUGAAGAAUCCCGUCUCCAUCCUGGUUGGAGGAGAUGUGAGGAACCUUCUGCUCUCUGGCUUCCUGUCUGCUGGGAUUACCGUAAUCCCACUUUAACUCCUCACAGCUGAGAGUCAGACAGGAACAGGUGGCUGCUGCUCCUCCUCUUCCUCCUCACUCUCUCCUUGCUCAGUCCAGCUGAUCUCUGCUCUGCUGCCGGUUGGGAUGAAGUUCAGUAGUCCGCCUGACUCGCUGGUGGGCUAACCGAACCCAGAGCUCCGUCUGUCAGGCUGCAGAACAGGAAAGAUCAGAGGGGCGUCGCUCCUACUGGGAAUAAUGGGAGCUUCUUAUGGGAAGAAGAAAUCGUACAGCAUCGACCAUGAGCCUCUGCCCAGACAGCCGGGCGCAAAGACCGGGAAGCAGCCGAACGGCAGAGCUUCGGCAUACUCCAACCUGCAGCCGCAUCGCCCCGGUGACGUCCACAGGAGGCCGUCCCCGGCGUCCAGCUGCGUCCCCCCGCCUGACUACAUGGACGGAGACGAGGACGAGGACCUGAUCAAACCCAAGAAGCUGCUGAAUCCCGUCAAGGCGUCCAGGAGCCACCAGGAACUGCACAGGGAGCUGCUGAGCAGCUGCAGACGGGGGGGCAGCGGCGUGGAGACCAAGCCGGAGCUGCAGCGGGUUCUGGAGUCCAGGAAGCGGGAUCAGCUGAUCCGCCAGAGGAAACAGGAAGAGGAAGCACACAGGAAGAUUUCCCCGCUGGAGGCCGAGCUGCUCAAGAGACACAUGAAGCUGGAGGAGGUGAGAGCAUGCUGGAGCGGACUGACACGGACCGGACCGGACCGGACCGACACGGACCAGGUUCAUUGGACCAGACGGGACUCAGGUGGUGGACUAGACCCCGAUUACUAGACUGGUCCAGACCGAGGCUGAUGGACUAGGUUAUCUGAACCAGGGUCACCAGAAUAGGAUAAGUAUAACAGGGUAACUGUAUCCGGGUAACUGUAUCCGGGUAACUGUAUCCAGGGUAACUGUAUCCAGGGUUAACUGUAUCCAGGGUAACUGUAUCCAGGGUUAACUGUAUCCAGGGUAACUGUAUCCAGGGUUAACUGUAUCCAGGGUAACUGUAUCCAGGGUUAACUGUAUCCAGGGUUAACUGUAUCCAGGGUAACUGUAUCCAGGGUAGCUGUAUCCAGGGUUACUGUAUCCAGGGUAACUGUAUCCAGGGUAACUGUAUCCAGGGUAGCUGUAUCCAGGGUAGCUAUAUCCAGGGUAACUGUAUCCAGGGUAACUGUAUCCAGGGUUACUGUAUCCAGGGUUAACUGUAUCCAGGGUAGCUGUAUCCAGGGUAACUGUAUCCAGGGUAGCUGUAUCCAGGGUUACUGUAUCCAGGGUAACUGUAUCCAGGGUAACUGUAUCCAGGGUAGCUGUAUCCAGGGUAACUGUAUCCAGGGUACAGCACAUUAAAUUAUGUUUCAUGAAUUUGAAAACGUCCUCCGUCUCCAGGAAAGCUACAGCGGAUCUGGAACAUUCUGUGAAUGGUCUGGUCCAGACCCUAUGGUUCUGUUUGGACCAGAAGCAAGGUUCAGAGCCCAUUAACCCUUUAACUGAACCCUUCUAAACACUGGCUUGUAGGUCAGUGGGUCCAUUGAGAACUCCAGGGUCAUCAUGACAGUUAAGGGUCAAUCAGUUCAGAAAUGAUCAGAAGUUGACUGGUCUAAGAAAACAAUCAAAUACUUGGGUUAUGGUUGACUUACCUUCCGAAAGACCUGUACAAAAAAAACUAUGAAAUCGUGAAUGCUAGAAUGAAACAAGACCUCACACAGUGGUCUGAAUGUAUAACUGACUUUAAUUCAAGAAUUGAGGUCAUUAAGAUGUCAGUAUUAUCCAGGUUAUUAUACCUAUUUAUUUCUUUACCUAUCAGAAUCCCUCAUUCUCAGUUUAGUGAGGGGGACAAAUUGAUAUCUCGUUUUGUUUCGAAGGGACGGAAACCCAGAAUUAAAUACAGUACUUUUAAAAUUAGGAAAGAAAAAGGGGGUUUGUCACUCCCAAAUCUUCAUGAUUAUUACCUCUCAGCUCAACUCAAAACAGUGGCACAGUGGUGUGACCAUACUUACGAGGCUGGAUGGAAAGAAUUGGAAAGCAAAUGUGGAAACAUCCCAAUACAAGCUCUGAUUGGGGAUCAGAAGCUUGCAGCAGCAUGAAAACAAAAUUGGAUCCACUAGUGUCAUUUACCUUUCUGACCUGGUUUGAAGUGGUUAAGGAACCAAACGAUACGAGUUCUCAGAUGGGCCGCCUUUCACUCAGAUUUUAUCCCCAACCAACUAGACUCCAGUUUUAAAAACUGGUCACAGAAAGGAAUAAAAAUUCACUACCAAGCUUUCAAACAUCCAUCCAUUUUCUUGCAGUCUUGUCCCUUGGCGGGGUUGGGAGGGUUGCUGGUUCCUCUCCAG
Messenger RNA from Poecilia reticulata (guppy), 2657 nucleotides. The record is from RefSeq and is a predicted model, not a curated record. Lineage: Eukaryota; Metazoa; Chordata; Actinopteri; Cyprinodontiformes; Poeciliidae.